Molecule: messenger RNA, 620 nt
Organism: Oppiella nova
Lineage: Eukaryota; Metazoa; Arthropoda; Arachnida; Sarcoptiformes; Oppiidae
Source: the annotation of a GenBank genome assembly
AUGAUCAACCUCACUUAUAACGGCAUGCCGGUGUUUGCGCGGGAAUACGGUUGUAAUGAGACAUAUACGGGUGACUCGGGUGAGAUCAAUGUAAGUGUAAACAUCACCGAGAUCACAUCCAAGUUAUGGAUUUGUCGGUUGUAUAUAGUGGUCGACCACACAAAGAGCAUAUCGUUGACAAUCGACGAGAUUAAUGCCAAGUCUUAUGUGGACUUCCUUUUCAUAUACAACGGCAAUGAGAUAUGGGAUUCAACAACACGAACAUUUCGCAUCUUCGACGAUAUCACAUAUGAAAGCGUUGUAUCCAGACCAGAAAUUGACGAAGGUGAUACGAGUCGAACCAUUAAAAUGAGUUAUAAAGCUAUUCAGUCAGCCUUCCAAUGCAAUACAACCUAUAUUGGUGAUAGUGGUGAUAUAAGCCUGGUCAAACAAGCUUCUGAGCUAACUAUACCAUUGAUAUGCUAUUGGAGUAUAAGUGUGGCCACCAAUAUGAGUAUAUUAUUGGAAUUUAAUACAUCCACGGUUGUGGACUUGAAUUAACUGAACGCCAGGGUAUUAUCCAUAGUCCUGGUUAUCCCAAUGGAUAUUACAAUAAAAUGAACUGCGAGUGGAAGAUACGA